AUGAACAAUUUGGACUCCGCAAUGACUACUUUCUACAGGGCGUCGCUGCUUGUGCUUACUUGCAUUUACACAGCCAGUGGAUUGUCUUGCUACAGUAAUGAAGAGGUCAGUAUUUUACCUAUAACUUUUAAAUCACCUGAAGCUUUUUUAAUUGUUUCUUUUGUGAGCGUUAAAAGCAUUGUUGUCUGCGGGUUUUUAUUAGACCAAAAUUACAGGGAAUGGUGACAACAAUCGAUUCUCCCGAAAUAAAGUUUUGUGCUGUGAUACCAGAGCGGAUAGACGACGACGGCAAAGUGGAUAAUGCGCACAUGUUUGGCCUCACGAACGACGACAUUGCGGUCACCGAGCAAACCAAGAUUGACGCGCUGCUAAACGAGUCAAACGACGGCCACUCGGUUGUUGCGAUUUGCAUGCACGAGGUAUGUUUAAUUAAUCUUCCUAUCUUUCGGGACGACAUAUAUAAAAUUAUUUGUUUCUUUUACUAAUUUUGCGUUUUUCAGAAAUACGACAUGUACAAACUGGUGAUAAACUCUGGUCAGGUGAAUCCCAAAAUCGCCGCUCAAACCUUAUUGGGACAACAAGGCUCGAACUACGUCGUAAGGUGUGUUUGCAACACCGACCUAUGCAACAAAGGCGCAACAGUGGACGACUUUUACCGCAGUCAACGAUCCGUCUAA
Molecule: messenger RNA, 677 nt
Organism: Bursaphelenchus xylophilus (pine wood nematode)
Lineage: Eukaryota; Metazoa; Nematoda; Chromadorea; Rhabditida; Aphelenchoididae
Source: the annotation of a GenBank genome assembly